Messenger RNA from Anopheles stephensi (Asian malaria mosquito), 16536 nucleotides. RefSeq names its product discoidin domain-containing receptor tyrosine kinase B (gene Ddr). The record is from RefSeq and is a predicted model, not a curated record. The transcript has 19 exons. The coding region runs from base 1137 to 3944 and encodes 935 amino acids. NCBI's taxonomy places the organism in Eukaryota, Metazoa, Arthropoda, Insecta, Diptera, Culicidae. Gene Ontology annotation, cellular component: signaling receptor complex. Gene Ontology annotation, molecular function: collagen binding; protein tyrosine kinase collagen receptor activity; ATP binding. Gene Ontology annotation, biological process: protein phosphorylation; multicellular organism development; cell surface receptor protein tyrosine kinase signaling pathway.
GUCGUGCCUCAGUUUCGGCUUAUGUUUCGCGCGGUUCACAUGGUACGCACGGCGUUCGCUCUCCGGCUUGCGGUGUACGCGUGUGUUUCAGUGCACUUCAGGGGUUGGUUCUUCGGUUGCGGCGGGCGCUAGCAUGUGAGUGGUGAUCAAUAACGGUUGAACAUCGGGAAUACUCUCCAGUGUGCUAGUUAGUGAUGAUAUUGUGUGUUAACUCCGCACUCGGCAUGUGCACAGAAUGCACUCGUGUGGUGAAGAAUGAAGUGAAUCAAGUGUAAGGAAAGAGUGGUAGCAGCUCUUUCUCUUUGGUAGCAUAUUAAAGCCUGCUUAUGUGAAGAUAUGCAAAUAGGCUGUUAAUUGUGCAGUGGGAAAAAAAAGCCUGGGCUGUGUUUGAAUUAUUUUGGAAAAAUGGUUUUGGAAUCGAAACAACACAGUGAAAGGCAAACAAAUUGAAGUUGAAAAAGUGUACCAAAGUGAGGAGGUUUUAAGUGUGAGUGUCUAAUCGGAUAAAUUUGCUGAGCAUAGUGUAGUGUAACAAUACUUAAUCGGUGUAAAAAAGAGCUCAAUCUGUGCAGUGUUGUAAUUAUUACGAGUAUUCGCAGCAAAAAAAUUCAAUCGUGAAUCGCUUAAGCAAUCAUAGCUGGAGACGUAUCAACAAGUGCAUGUACAGUGUAUUAUCGUGUCAUCUGGUAGGAAUUCUUCAAGAAUCUGUAAUUAAAGACGCAGUUCCUCAAGUAGCUGCAAUCAUUCCACAUACACAUCAAGAAAUGACUACUUCCGGUUGCGUCCAGCCGUAGACAAACAUGUCCAACGACACCACCAUCUAGAACACGCAAGGACAACCCUGUUGUUGUUGUCUGCACACGUAAUUGAUCGCUUCGGACAGUCAUCAUACUCACCAGUCUACCAGUGUCCUGUAUAUCGCGACUGUCCCUGCGAAAAGUGCGUGUUUCUAUGUGUUCGAAAAGUAAGAGUGCGAGUGUUUGUAUGGCGGUGUAAGUGCGCGAAUGUUUGCAUCGUGAUCCAAGUGAAUCAGAUUGCGCAAUAAGCGUAGGAAGAGAAGCGCUGUUUUUUAGUACCGUAGGCCUCAUCGGGAUUGGGGAUUUAUUUUUUCCUUUCGUCGAUUUUUGAAUGCGAACAUGGCAGCGGUACGGUCGCCGGAAGUGCUGGUGAAAAAUGCCGGCACAUGGUGGAUACGGUUCGUGCUGGCGCUGGUGCUGAUUCUGCAAACGUGCCACCGCGUCCAAACGCUCGAUCUAGAGAAAUGCAAAAACCCAUUAGGCAUGGAAUCGUUCGCGAUUAAUGACUCACAAAUAACGGCCAGCUCGGCGCACGACAUCGGCAACGUAGGACCACAGCAUGCCAGAUUAAAAGUGGACAACAAUGGAGGCGCCUGGUGCCCCAAGCACAUGGUGUCCCGGGGCCUGAAAGAGUAUCUGCAGAUCGAUCUGCUGAAAAUGCACGUCAUCACGGCGAUUAAAACGCAGGGCCGGUUCGGUAAGGGUCAGGGCCGCGAAUACACAGAAGCGUACGCACUCGAGUACUGGCGGCCCGGUUUCACCAAGUGGAAACGGUGGAAAAAUACGCGCGACAAUGAGAUCCUGUCGGGCAACAUCAACACCUACAGCGAGGUCGAGCAAGCGCUGCAACCAAUUAUAUUCGCCUCGAAAAUUCGCAUCUACCCGUACAGCCAGUACGAUCGGACGGUUUGUCUGCGCGCCGAAAUCAUCGGCUGCGAGUGGGAAGAGGGUCUCAUCUCGUACAGCAUCCCGAAAGGUGUGAUACGAGGCGCCGAGGUUGACCUGUCCGAUCGUACCUACGACGGUGAGGGCGAAGGCGAUCGCCUGGUACACGGUCUCGGUCAGCUAGUGGACGGCCAGAAAGGUGCCGAUAAUUUUCGCAUCGAUAUACACGGAUUCGGCAAAGGAUACGACUGGGUCGGUUGGCGUAAUGACUCACUCGGCUGGGCCGGCAAACCGGUCGAGAUGGUGUUCGAGUUCGACUCGGUCCGUAACUUUAGCUCGAUGGUACUGCACACCAACAACAUGUUCAGCAAGGACGUACAGGUUUUUGUCCAUGCGAAGGUAUUCUUCAGCAUCGGUGGUCAGCACUUUACCGGUGAGCCGGUCCAGUUUUCCUACAUGCCGGACACGGUAAUGGAGAAUGCGCGAGACGUCACGAUCAAGCUCCAUCAUCGGGUCGGUCGGUACGUGCAGAUUCAUCUCUACUUCGCAUUGCGCUGGAUCAUGCUGAGCGAAAUCUCCUUCAACUCAGCACCAGUGACGGGCAACUUUUCCGACGAGGAAGUCAACGGGAACUCCAUCUCGCAGGAAAACUCCAUCGAGUAUCCGCUGCAGCGUGACGAGUCCGGCAUCAACAUCGUGAACAAGGGCGAACGGAACCAUGUAACUCAAAUCAUCUCACCGAAGCCGAUCGAUCAGGAACCGGAGCCACACUUUGUCGGUGUCGUGAUAGCGGUCCUGACGACCAUCAUCCUGCUGCUGAUCGUCAUCAUCAUGUUCAUCGUGGCCAAGAACAAGCGCACCCGGACGGCGGCCGUGCUCGAUGCGCUUCAGCACAAUUUGCAUACCGACAGUUUGGGCAUCGAUAAGCGACUGAACAGCAAUUUCAAGGUAUCGAUAGACGAUAAUGAAUCGAUUGAUAAGAGCAGCCUCUAUCACGAACCGUUCAAUGUAAAUAUGUACACCAGUGCCGCCAGCGGAUGCUCGAUGAGCGACAUGCAGCGCCAUCACAUCACCCCGGACUAUACAGAUGUGCCCGAUAUCGUGUGCCAGGAGUACGCCGUACCGCACAUGCAGGACCUCAUACCGAAGAUCCCGGGCGGCUACGUGAGCGUACGGCUGACGCCACCGACGCUGAACAACAUCUUCCCGAAGCCACCGCCAGUGCCACCACCGCCGGAAAAGUACUACGCCGCCACGGCCAUCUGCAAAUCGUCCACUACGCCAACGACACCAUCGAACCAGCAGCAGCAACAACUGAACGCCUACAGCGAUCUGGAUCUUGGCGUGUCCGAUGACGAUCUGCAGCUCAGCGAGUACCCGCGCGACAAGCUGGUGAUAGUGGAGAAGCUGGGCUGCGGUGCAUUCGGUGAGCUGCACCUGUGCGAAACGAAAGGAUACAGCUCCAAUCUUGUCGCUGUUUCGACGCUACGGCCAGGUGCAUCGGAUCACAUGAAAAAGGAGUUCCGCUCGAAGGCGAAACAGCUUAGCCGACUGAAUGAUUCGAACAUAGUGAAGCUGCUCGGAGCCUGCCUGAAGGACGAACCGAUCUGCAUCGUGCUCGACUACAAGUUCAGCACCGACCUGAACCAGUUCCUGCAGGAGCACACGGCAGAGACAGGCUCGCUGGUGCAGCAUAAUUCCUUGAGCUACGGGUGUUUAAUUUACAUCGCCACUCAAAUAGCAUCCGGCAUGAAAUACCUAGAGCAGAUGAAUGUAGUGCAUCGGGACCUAGCGACAAGGAGUUGCUUGGUCGGACCACAGCUGGAGAUAAAAAUCUGUACACUAGGAACUGUGAUAAAUCGCAUAGCAUAUCCUGCUGACUACUGCCACCUCGAAGGUGCCGGAAGACAAUCACAACCAAUGCCGAUCCGGUGGAUGGCCUGGGAGAGCGUGUUAAUGGGCAAGUUCACGUCCAAGUCGGACGUCUGGUCGUUUGCUGUAACGCUGUGGGAAAUCUUAACCUUCGCCCGCGAGCAACCGUUCGAGAAUCUGAGCGACGACAAGGUGAUCGAGAACAUUGGUCACAUGUAUCAGGACAACAAGAAACACAUUCUGCUUCCAAUACCCGUGGGCUGUCCGCGAGAAAUCUACGAUCUGAUGUGCGAGUGCUGGCAGCGUAACGAGGCGAGCCGACCGAACUUCCGCGAAAUUCAUCUGUUCCUGCAGCGGAAAAAUCUUGGUGAGUAUUUUCACCAUAACUAAAAUCGGGAGUAAACCACUCAAAAAGCCUCCCCUCCAGUCCAGUGAAUCAUAGUGAAACAAUGCAUUUUUUCUUCUUGUCCAUUUUUGUUCAUGGUGAUAACAUGAAAUUUUUUUCCACCUUCCCAAAACAACACACCACCCGAAACACACACACACACAGCCCAACCGCACACCGUUCUAGCUGAUCCAGUCCGGUUGAUGACGGCCAAGCGAACGAAAACGCUGACCAGAAACUAGUGAAGCGGAGCAGUGCGGGAAGCACCCAGUGAAAGUCUUUCAAACUCCUUUUGAAAAACCGAAACUCCGCUCCUCGAACACGGCGCGACGAAGGAAAAUUUGGUGCAAAGCAAAUCGAUGCAUGGUGAAAGCCUUUAAAAACACACACACAACCGCGUGCGAACUGGACUGAAAUGUGAUUUUGUGGCACCGGGACAGCGAACAGUUUUCCACCUGAUCUUGAUCGGUGAAAAUUUGCUUCUGGAAACAGAAGGAAAACAGACCAUAUCGAAGACGAUGCAUGCUCGAACUGAACUUUAAAUUGUGGGUGAGAAGAAUAAAACAUGAAGAAAAUCUGUGUGAUUAGGUUUACAUACGGCAACGAAGCGUAAUAUCGAUCCCACCAAUCAAGGAUGAGAAGGAAAUUCGGGCAGCAGAAAUUGCACGCAAAGAAACGUAAGCUCGAUCAAUUCGGUCCCUUCUUUCUAUUUCGGUUCUCUAAUUCGGUGGUUCUAGUUUUCAUUUAUUUAACUAUUUACAAUCGAAAACAAAGCGAUUACGAUAAUUUAAUUUUCGAAAAAAUUAGGUAACUUAAAAAAGGGAAGACAAAUGAAAGUGGAAAAACCAAAUCAAGCAAAUGCCAUGUGUAAUAAAAGGUUUUACAACAUACACACAGAAAAACACAAAUACACACACUCUGUAAGUAGAGUAGAUACUACCCUUAAUGGUGUAAGCAUACGGUAAACGACACGUAAACACACACACACUAAUAAAUGUAAGUAGCACUGUAAAGAACAUUAUUCCUGUGUAUAUUAAGGAAGGAGCCGACGUGAGAAGAAGCGCGCGAUCAGUAAGUUUCAUCUGUUCUUUUAAACUGUUUUUUGUGCUUUUUUUACUUUUUUUCUUCUUUUUUCUUCUUAUGAAACACAUUGACAAAAAACACUAAAACACACCUUCAAACUCAAUUGAAAAUGUCUUACCGAUGGCGAGAAAUUAUCGUCCUGAAGAUAGAGAGAGUCUAUAGCCUAUGAUUUUAGAUACCAACUGAAGAGUAAAAAAGUCCUUCUAAUAAGCAACUUUUUCAAGCAUUUCUUUUAAGUUAAAACACUUGAAACGAACAGAUAGAAAUAAAAAAAAUCGACUCGGUAGAUCAGCGUUUCAUUAGUCAUAUAACGUAUAGUUUCUCCAUUCGGCGUGGAAUGGAAAAAAAAACAGUAAGGAAAAAAGUAUUCAAACGAUCAUUCGAAUCAUUUUCAUCGGUGAGCAAUUAUUAGGACCGAAGUCGAAUUUAAUCAUUAUUUAAAGGAAAAUGCAAACAAAAUCCAUUAAUUAGUGUAGCAUCAUCAGUGAAGGGUGAAUGAACACAACCUCGAGUGGAAAUCUAGUACGAAUAGGGCCCGAUUCUCGGUCGGUCGGCAGAGCAAACCCAGCUAACUAACUAGACACAUGAACUCGAUCGAAAAACUACUACUACUACUACUUUAUCUCGUCCAAUAAAGAGAGUAAGUUUGAAAAACGAAAACAAACACACAAUACAAGCUGAAACCACCUACAUAUACCUACCAAACUGUUUGCGUUGAUUCCGAAAUAUGUUGAUUGGGUUUGAUUUCUCUCUUCACUUCUUUCUUCUCUUUUCUUUCUUGUCUGUUUUAUGUUCCGUAAGUAUGAUUGUGAAUAUUUUUGAAUAAUAUUACUUUAUUUGUAUGUUUUAAUUUUCUUUAAUCGCUUAUUAUAAAAAAAAUGGAACGAGUUUUUCAAACAAAAAGCGAAUAUUUGGCAUUGAAAGAAAGUCCCCUCACGAAAAACAAAAACAGCCACAAAAUUGGAGUGAGUACGCAGGUGCUACCUUAACUGAAUGCGAAUGUGCACCUACGAGUAUGUAUAAGUGAACCUUGUCUUCCCGCUGAACUAAAUUGUAUAUUGAAAAGUAAAGCAAAACCAAAAAAAAACAGAAACAAACAAAACGAUUAGAAGCUUAUCGAUCCGAUGUAGAGUAGAACAGCUAAACUUAUUAGAGAACGUUGCAUGCGGUAACACCCAAACACCCGUUUAGAAUAUGGAAUAAUUGCAAUUGGCUGCUUUAACAAUUUGUAAAAAGGAUAGUUUCCCCUAGAAAAGUUUGGUAGUUUCUUUUUCCCCAGUUUUUCAAAAAGAAAGAGUGAAAAAUUCAAAAGAUCCCUCAAACACCUUUAAAAACCGUGUGACAACUCUUGCCUAACUUUAUUGCAAAACGGUGCUAUCUUCUGUCUCUUUUUCUUAUUCUUUCCUUUCUCUUCCUGUUUUUUUCUCGUGAAGAAACACUUUUGUGACAAUAAGUAUAGAUACGAUAACGAUACGAACACGACAGAUGCUCACGGUGCUUAGAAUUUAAUAUCGAGAACCGAACAGAAGGCCAGCAGGGAGUGAAAAAGAUGUUAAAAGCAAACGGACAAAACAACAAAAGGAAGCUAAAACUAUUACUCAAAACUGAAACUCAAACUGUCAAAGCCAUAUAUUUUUCUUACGAUAACUAUCACAGUUUGCCACAAACGAAAGGAACCAACAGAGGGAAGAGAAAACAAACCAGGGUGCAGUUAAGAAACGGUAAAAGGGUCGAGCGUAUGUUAAUAAUUUUCAACGCAGAAGCAUACUUUUCCGACGGCUUCAAGCACUAUCUCUCACUUCCAAUCCUGUCUAUCUGUCGCUCGAUCAUUAUUACAAAAUAUUGCGUAUAUUUUCUUACCCUGUUGUACACUGUUGUAAUUCAACGGCGAUGGAUGAUGGACGAGAGGAAAGUUGGGAAGGCCGGAAAUCCAGCCUUCGAUUCUUGGCCCCGUGUGUGAGUGUUUAUCAGCUUUAAAAUUAUUAAUCGAAGCGAGAUGCCGGGGUUUGAAGGUACGAUGAGUAAGUAAAGUCUUUUUUGUUACGUGUAAAAUGUUCUCUUAAUUUAAAAAUAUUUUAUUUAAUCUCAUAUUUAAGAGUCCCGAUAUUAGUCCUUUCUUAUAGUGUUCAAGUAGAGUAUAUUGAUCAAGCCAAAAGAGAUUGGAGCUUUAAAAAACAUAAGAGCUCGCUUUCUUUAUUCCAAACGAUCUAUGAAAAUGCUCCAAAAAAGGCUGCAAAGAAAUUGAUUCUGUAUUUAUGAAUUUUUAUGUUGAGCUUUGGUGGUCAAGCAAUAUUGCUGUUCAUUGGAGAGGCACUAACAACGCCACUUGGAGGAAAAUAUAAGCACAGCUCCCAUACAUGUACCCUGUUUGGCAUGUACGCAGUGAAAUCACCCGUUAACAACCACCAGCUAUGAUCGGUUGAGUGAAAUUUGACCUGCAUCAUCUGUUUUUUUAAACCUUCCAUUCCCCCGAGAAAACAAUCGCUGAAUUUCGCUCAUGCAUGAGCAAGCGGCGCUAAGCGGUUGAAACUAGGCCGUCCUUCAACAAGAAUCCUUUCGGCAAAGCAAACCCAACCAACUCAGAAGGCAGAAAUUUCGCUUUAGUGGAUGCAUUUUAAUAUGGCUCUUAGUCUUCCCCAUUCCAUCCGGAACCAGCAAAGCCAUGGUACCAAUAUUUUCUCAGAACUCUGGGCAAUAGCAUGAUGCCGUGGUGCGAUUUGCAUUGAUUUUUCUAGAUUGUUUUCCACUUUCGGGGCAUGCGAACCGUAGCAUCACGGUUCAAUGGCGAAUGGGGCGCAAUCAAACCCAAAACAGUCCUUGACUGGCUGGCGGGCCCUUGAGACCUUUCCGAAGGGGAUGGGGGGGAAACAAAAAGUAAGGACACUCCCAAACUCGGAAAGCCAAAAAUUAUUUUCCGACUUUAUGCUAAAAACACGCUCAAGAAAUACAGAGCUGAAUGUUGGAUGCAUCAUCAUCCCCGUCUUCGAUCAUGCAAACCGUCAAACCGGCGCUGCACCACUAUUGCUUAACAAACCCGCACAACUUCUGCCGGAAGAAAAACGAUCCGAGAAUCUCAAUCCUUUAUUUAUUUCCACUUUCUUCCUUCUAUGUCAGUGCAGCUUUUCUUUUUUGCCCUCAGCAAGGUCCAAAAGUCCAACAUGCCUCGGUACGUUCGUGAUACAUUUGUACCGCGAAGCACCGAAUCCUAUCCAUCACUGCUCGAGGCUGCCCGCGCUACGCUCCGGCACCGCGAGCUGUACCACGGGCACUGGCAGCAUAAAUAUGGGAAUUAUAAAAUAAACUUUUUAAUUAAUGGCAUCAUACCCGUGGCAAUUCAAUGAUGGAGCACGCGAACCCGGUGCCAUUUUUCGUUAAAGUUUUUCACCCAACCCAACCGUCCUCGGUCGGUAACGAAUCGUUGUUGCAUCAAUUUAGCUUGUUAUUGGAAAAGCUUGCCUUGCCUGCCUGCGAGUCGGUCGGAGCACUUUUCAUACUUUGCAAGUUUGUAACAAUUUUCCAAAACUCGCAGCAACAACAACAACAACAUUUUCUGGUAUCGGGAAAAAGUUACCACCACGAGUUAGCAUUGACGAGACAUGGUGGCGGUAAAUAAUUGUACAGGUUGCGCAGCGGAAAAUUUCAGCUCACUUUUUGAUGCAAUUUUAAUUCAGUGAUUAGUGGAGUUUGAUGUAUUCGAGGAAUCGAGGAGCACUAGUUGGAUAUUUGGAUGCUCUCUAUUCAGGCAACAUCAUGCAUAAUAUGUUAAUUUCUGGAAAGUCUGACCAGUUCUUCAAACCACCAUCGUUUAGCAUCCGGCUAUUAGGUAUCCAGACCAUAAGCCCAUUUCAAUCUAGGCUUAUCACAUCUCACAGUCCAAGGUUUUUGCUCGGGUUAGUUAUCCGAUUCUAAUGGCUAGACCGCUCCGAUGGAGAAUACCGAGUGUAAUUCUUGGUAAAGAGCAGUAAGGCAUGUGGUCCUGCAAUGGUUUCGUCUGUUAUGUCUAGAACUCAGAGAGUUCUCAGUGAAUGCGUUUUUGAAUACUGAAUAGCCCAAGAGGUUUUGUAAAUGGAGAGUGUUUCUGGAGCGUACAUCUAUAUUCGAGUUGCAUCACUCUUUGCCCAAGAUAUUCCCCGAGGGUUGAGCUACUUCUAGUCCUUAUCCAAAGUCUAAUGUCUAAAAUAUGGUUUGGUGAUGACUGUUCUGAGGAUCUAGCUAAACUUCUGAGGUUCUUUAGGAUUAAGAAGUAAUUGGAUAUCAAGCUACUUCAACAAACCAUACAACAUUGGAUAAUUUCUGAUGAUUCUUGUUAAUUUUUUAAGAAAGCCUUAAUUAAUUGGAGAAAUACCAUGGGUUUUUUUCAAAACUCUUUAGUAUAUCCAAACUCCUUCAUUUGAAUCCACUAUCGCAUCACCAUCAGAGAUUUGUUAUCUACCACAUCGAAAUCCAAUUUUAAUCUUAUCUCAUCUCAAUUCGCAAGAAGAGAAAUAAAAACACACCAACCAGUAUUAUCGCCAGCUGUUGGUACAAAUUUGCACAUUUUUUUAGCAGUCAUAAUGAUAACCGUACCAAGAAGUGUGUGCCUCCUUCAGGGAAAUGCUUACAAAAAAUGGGAGAGAGCACACCAGAUCCACAGCGACCAUUUUUCUCCAUUCGGCCAAGAAAAGUGAAAAUUCAUUGGCGCAUUUUAAUCUUAUCAUUGCCACCAUCCCCAUUCGCACACAGAAAAAGAAAAUGAAACCCCGAGGAAGAUCACAGUCAACGGCCGGCAGCUGUAAUUUAAUUCCAUGCCCUAAUUUCAAGAUAAAGACCUCAUCCCGCGCUUUCAUAUUUGAUUUUUGUUUCCCGCCGAAGAACCACGCUGACUGUUUCACUGACUUGGAGCAAACCAAAGUGGACAAAACCGGUGGUUUGUAUCACAAAGAUGCAGGGCUUCUUCCGGCAAGAUGCUUUGCUCAAUUUUUUUCCUCUCCACGUUUUUCUGCUGACGUGGACAGAUCUUUAGUUUUUGGCAUUUAGAAGUUCCCUCGUUCUACGUUUGUUUAUUCUCCAUUUCACGACCGGCGGCACAGGCGACGUCUAAUUCCUUGAACGUGGCACCAUUGCGGAAGCGUUGUGAGCUAGGAAAAGACCUAGGCCUAGACUGGGAACGAAUUAACCACGGAAAAAACCGCACCCCAUGAGGGGACAGUUAGCAAGAACGUAAAAGUAAACCAAAAUGAUUUUUGGCACUGGGAAAAAGGAAUGAGACAACAAAUACCGAAGGCUUUGUGGUAAUCAUCAUCGCUGGGAAGGGAAGAAAAACGAGACAUCAGAUAUUCAAAUUUUGCGUGUUGUCCUAAGCUCAGGAAAUGCUGCGGGACAGUUCUUGAAGUAGCUUUAAUUUGUCUUGAGAGACGUAUAGGAACUUGCUUGCUGUAGCCAAGACUCGACUCGGCAUUGUGAUUUAGGUCCAAAAAGUUCUGAAGGUUCUGAGUUUGAAAAGUCCUAGUGGUAGACAUUUUGAGCACUAGUAAUAUAAAAAGAUCCCGCUUAAUGACAUUAAUCAUUCCAGCAAAAAAAAGGAAUUUUUUCUCCAUCGAAUGAUCACAGGAAAGCAAAAGCAUGAUUAUAAGCAGCUUAAAAGAAAACCUUCACUUGCACUGGACACUUUUUCCCGCUGCUGCUUUCCGUCGGUUUGCCAGCAGCUCUUUUGAUCUUGGGAACAAUCUUUAGCGUUAAAACCUGGUUGGACAAUCUAGAUCUAGAACCAGCUGCAGUAAUUAUACUCCAAUCAACUUCAGGCGCGAUUUACCCUGCCGCUUCCUAGCCAUUAAACGUCAAUAGAUCUUAGAGCAGUGUAAUUAAUUUACUUCCCUUUUCUUACGGCGAGCAGAAAUUAAAAUGGACGAUUGCUUUACACGGCGGAACGAACAAAAAAACCGUAGUCGUAGAAUAAAAGGUUUCGCGAACUGAAUGCUGCCAUGCAGUUGUUGGGUGUGAAAAUGGGAGUAAAACAGCUGCAUUACUGGUACACAUCCACCACACACAUGCACUGGAUGCACUUGAACGUGUAAUUGAUUUUCUAUCAUCCUAUGGCGGCUGUUCGUAGCCCCGUAAAAAUCAGGCCAACCAAUUAACAAACACACACAUACACGUACGCACCAGAGUCUACGUCCCUUUCCGAGGGCUCCAUUAUCACAUAUCCCAUGCCGUAGGUUUGCUGCUGAUCGUUGAGCGAACCUUGACCGUUUGACGCCACCAAUCGAACUGCAGCGUCGGAUGUUGAUGGAAGAUUUUAUAAUUUGAUUCCCGUGAGGAGUCCGCUUCCACGGUUCCCCUGGUGGAUUGAAGUUAGAGAGGCAUUUUUCUCCACAAUUUUCCCCCCAAAAGUCCCUUGACGGUGUCCCCUGGUGGAAAAUGACCGAUGCUGACGGCGGAUGCGGAUGACGAUGACGAUUAUGAUGGGAUGGAUGCGUUUUUCCACCACGCCCGUCCGAAACGAACCCUGACAGCGUCAAUAGUAAUCAAGAAUUCAAUUAUGAAAUUUCGCACCCAUACGCACACGCACACUGCCCCGGCAGUGUCCAGCGCGCCGCGAAUAAUCACAUCGUAAUCAUUUUAGAGCCAUCGGGCCGCUCGGCUACGGGAAGAUAGCACCGGGGACCGGACCACUCAAUUCUCGACCGGCUUUCGGAGGAGAUUAUAGAUCCGGCUGGGCCGUUUAGACAGCGUCUGUCAGCUAGCCAGACCAGUCGGAAGCACUGCACGAGCGUCCGCUUUCAAAUCGAUACUUCGAUGAGCUGUGCUGUGCUGCUCGCAAAUGAUACACUACGGGUCUUAAGAUAAUUCAAUUUACCACUGCUUCUUCGUGGAUGCAGGCCAGGCAUGCCCGGACUAGUGAUUAAAUUUGUUAAAGCUUUUGUUAAACUGCUUCUUUCAAUGAAGUUGUCUAGGCUUUUUCAAAUUCUUCAAUUUAAGCAGUGGAUAUUGUUCCUUACCCAAAAAUCUCUCAUCAAAACCUGAGUUACGUCUAAUACGUCAUCACGACGCAUUGACUAGUCUACCAAAUAUCAAUCGUCCCAUCAUUACACUGCCGACAGCCGGAAGCAUUAUUAAUGAACCUUGGCCCGGUCGUACAGCUGUGUCACGCGACGGCAGGACAAAAGGUUCCACAGCGCCACAAGAAAGACAGAAAAUUCCACAACUCGCCGGGUAGGAACCACUGGCGGCGGCUCUGGGAAACAGUGAAACAUAAUAACGUGAAAAUCUAAUAAGCAACGCAACAGAUGCCUUUGGUGUUUUCUUAUCGAUUCCUUUACAUCGAAGCGGGGUGGAUUUACCGAGAGACCGCAUUCACCUUCCAGGAGCCCGAGGAGCUGAGGCUUUGUUCCACACUCAAACCAAUGAACGAAUUACUUUGCCGAUUACGGGAAACCUUGGGUACGCUUUUUUCACAAGAACAAUGGCGCUUUUACAUUGGCAUACGGGGGCCAUAUCUUAAGCAGGGCAUGUAAAUCCGGCAUAGCCAUGCUGAAGUUAGAUGGAAAUGGUAGAUUUUCUUGCCAUUUUCCCGGGAGAGUUCAUUGGGAUUUAACCAGAUUUUAUCGGUGAUUUUCUUCGAAUGUCCUCCCCUUCUUGUUUAAAAUCUUCUUUGGCUUGAUCAUAAAUGAUUUUUUUUUAUUUAAUGCUAAAAAGAUGUUUUUCCAUAAAUUACAGAAUUUUCUUUAUAAUCGCUGAAGCUUAUUAAAAUUUUAAAAAAUAAUCUAGAUCAAAACCUCACACGUAGUAGAGCUUCUAGAAGGAACUUGACACAAAAACACUCUUUUCCCCAGCAGAACAAGACAAACACACACACACACACAAUAAUGAAAAACAACACAUGAAAUUUCCCUCGUGCCUUUUUAAUCACACUUUUCACCGCGACACUAUGCGACACGAAUCGCAACGAACCAUCCUAUCACACUGAUCACAUGCACUGCACAUUACCAAGCACGGAUUCUUUCCGGAGAGCUCAAAAAGAAAAGCUUUUCCCUGUUCCAUCUAGACACCACUAGGCCUCCACUGUGGCCCAGUAGGUCUGUACCUAUCUCACUUCCCUUUUCCGGGUUUUUCAUAAGUUUGUAAGAUAUUGUGAAAAAGAUCUCAUUCAACAAAACCCACACACACACACACACAGAAAUUAUUGUGAGAAGAAAAAAACUGCGACUAACAUGUAGCGUACUGUAAAUAAGAUCAAUGUGUAUUGGAAGCAAAAUGACACUCAUUGGCACCGAGGGUCCCGUGCACGGACCCGCUGUUACCGGGUUUUUAUGUGGUUCGAACGUGAACGUAAGCCCCCACACGGUCAGUGCACGGGCUCGGCGGGUGUGCAGCGACGGAAGGCUGAUGGUUUAGAUUUAGAACUAGGCUUAAAGACACCCAAAAAAAAAAAACACUAGCGAAAUCCCCAUUUAGCACACGUUCGACGUUGUACAGCGAGAACCACUGGGGCAGGUACGGAGAGCACCCUAAAGCGACCCAAGAAUUGACGAGCUAAUGCAAUCCGACCGAUCGCGUUCACUGUGUGAAAUCACGAUCGCACAGGAAACACGAUCCCCACGUGUAGGAUCGGUUGGUUGUAAAAUUGUAAAACACAACACACGAAAGAAAAAAAAAUUAAAGGAAGGGAAAGCAGAUUAAACAAGAAAGAUAUUAGUGGACAACAAGUUAGAGCUUCAACAUUUAUGCUUGCCGAUUGACUACUAGUUUAACUUACGUACAGGGCUAAGGGAGGGAAAGGUAGGGAGUUGGGCUUUCGGCUACUGGAAAGCUUCAGCUCUAAACGAAAGGACAGUGAUUGUAAAUGCAAUAGAUAGUGAAAUUUAACAAAAUUAUACAUUAAUCGCACGUGCGAAACUUAAGCGAGCCCUGCGAGGGUCGUCGCUCUGUCCCGAAUCGCGAAACUACAAUCCGCAAUGUGUAAGAUACGGUGUAUUAUAUCGAACAUGAAGCAUUUGCAAAUGCUUUCUCUUGAAUUCCAGGUUGAUCAACAGCUGUUUUUCUCUAGAGACUUGAGGUGAGCUCUGUUGGAAAUCGUGUCACAUUCAACUGAAAUAAGUUGAGGGAGAUGUUUAAGGUUUGUUUGAUGCGUUAUUGGUUCUAGCUUUUUUUCUGCAAAGAGUGUAAAAAAACAUCAUAUCAAUAUUACCCUACCGUGAAAAUAAUGCAAAAUAAUGUUUCAAUUAAAUUUAUUUUAUUGUAAUUUGAUCAUUUUUUAAUUUAAAUGAGUUAUUCCAAAUUUUAUUGCGGAGCAAAAGUUAUCUGCAAAAUGUGUUUAAAAAGAAAAAAAGGAACCGAAAACUCAUUCAACCAAACCCUGGCAAUGUAAGAUGAGUGCACUGCAAAAAGAAAAAUGCAAAAGCAUACACGUUUUAAGCAAACGAAAAUCUUAGAGCCGUGCUCUAAAACCCGACUUGAUAAUCAAUUUUUUAUAUAAGACACCCCCUUUACGAGACUUAAAAGUGAUGCAAAGGCACAACAAAGUGAGCGGCAAUUCGCAUCUACUGUAGAAAUGAAGAACCAUAGCUUGUAGUUCUUAUAUAUAUAUUCUUUAUCCAAAAACUAGGAUCUCGCAAACUGAUCUCGCCAUCAAACCUGAUGCCCAAAAUCGAACCAGGAAAGCUAGAACCUAUCCCAAUGCUUUCGAUUCCCCCAUUUGGAUAGGAUACUUCGGAAGGAUAAAGAGUCCGGAAGAAAAGGAACAAAAAACAGAAGGCAUAAUGUUAUUACUAUGUCGUAACUUAUACACUUAAAAAUCACGAAGAAGAACAAAAAAACACACUCACACACAAAGAUAAAUAAGUAAAGAAGGAUAAGAAAAUGCGAGAGAAAGAAAAAACACACACACACAACAAGAUGGUAUUCAUAUCUCCCUCACGAGUAGGCAUAUAUAUAUAAAAUCCGAAUGGAUAAAAGAUAAGCAAGUUGGAGUUGAAAACAAAGACAAAAAUUAAAGAAAAUGUUUAAUAAAAGCAAAAACAAAAUUACUUUAUUAAAGCUACUGUAGAAUGAAAUUAUUCAUAAACAAACAGAACAGGAAAAUAAGACAACAGCAAAAAAAAGCUGUCUGCAUAGAAAGCGAACAGAGAGGAAGAUACUGAAACGCUCCCAACACACACGCUGUUAAAACGGACCAACACAUUCAAUCGCUCACCUCAGCCGGUCGACUUCGCUGUGCAGUUGACUGGGUUAAACCUUCGCGGUGAGGCGCUGAGCGAUGAUGACAAACUAAUAGAAACAAGGUAGCUUAAAUAGCUGUAGAAAGGAAGAAAAGCGGGCAAAGGGUGGAAAACCCAGUCGAACGAUCGGUCGUGAGCCAAUCGUUUUGUCACACUACCGUGGCAAGCAAGAGCAACGAAGUGAGAUGCAAGCGACUACUGAUGGAAUCAAUUUUAGAAGCGUAUAAUAAAUUUACCACUAUCAUUUUAGAGGAAGCAGAGAAAAUUAAGAGACAGGCGAAAAACUGUUAUUGCAGCAGAAUAAAUACUAACAACCCGGGACCGGAACUUCUCGCAAGCAGGAACCCGAUGAAGAACAAAACGGCUCACAGAUCAUGUGCAUACAGAAAACCCAUAAUAAAGACUCUGGAACAUGCCCAUCACUGUAACAUAAUUGCAUUUAUGUUUAUGUUUUACACGGUAAAAUAAUCUCUAAUAAUACAGGAAAGGAAAGCUGAAAAACAAUCCAAAGAAAAAGAGGGAAAACGGGAUGUUCACUAAGAGGAGCAAUCCAAACGGGGGUUGCAAACGAUACAAAACUCGAGACUCCGGCACUCAUCUGAUGCACGGUUCGUUUCACGCAUCCAGCAAAGCAUUAUAACUUGUUAGAGUUUUAGAAGGUACAAGCAAACGUCAGAGGACGAAAGAGAAGAGAAUCCUUUUACGGAAGGAUUCUCAUACGCACUCUCUCUCUCUCUCUCACUGUCUAUCUUGGGCAAGUGACAGAAGCAGAGAGCUGAUGAGUAAACACUUAUACAAAAAAACUACCGAACGGAAGAUUAUUGUACAACCCUUUAGCUAAGAUUCCACUUAAUAUAACAACAGUCGAAACCUCCCAAAAAACCAAACCACACAUACAUACACACCGACAAGGAUCAAAGCACUCAUCGUUCACAAAGUCCAACAGAAAGCACCGCAUAAACAUGGGGGGAAAAACGUUACAAUAUCACUAACAAAAAAUCGAUUAUAGGGAAUUGAGAAGGAAGAAGAAAUGAAGAAAUGGGAAAACAAAACUAAUGAAAGGAAACACAAAAUAGAAAGACAGUAUGUUGUGGAAACAAAAAAAAAAUCUCAUAUUUUCUUUCCGUUUUCCCUGCUGCUCCAUUCACCCGGUACAAGGUAUGAAGCGAUAAGUUAAGAGUGUAAUACAGAUGGAAACAACAACAAACAAAAAAACCGUGACGGGCGGGCUCAACACCCUGGGCGAGUGGUAAACGAAACCUGUAAGCUUCUAUUGAAAAAAUAAAAACCAAAAAGAAAUACUAUUGAAUUAAUAUAA